Messenger RNA from Symbiodinium sp. CCMP2592, 1461 nucleotides. Lineage: Eukaryota; Dinophyceae; Suessiales; Symbiodiniaceae. The record is from the annotation of a GenBank genome assembly.
AUGUCGCAGAUGGCGAACGGUGACAUCAACAGCCAGGCUUUCUGGAAUGAGUUCAUGCGAAGACCAGAUGCAAAAGCGGCAUACCAAGCAGAAAGGCGUCUGCAGGAGAAGAAGCGCCUGUGGCUGGAAGAGCGGAGAGCUGUAGAGGAACGAGCAGAGCACCGUCGUUUGCUCGCUGAUGCCUUGGAGGAAGCACCUGCUGACCUGAAGAAGCUCGUGGCGCCUAUGUUCCACAUCAGGUUUGUUGAGGAUUACUUGUGGAUGAUUUACGAUGAGUGCUUCAAGAAACAGAAAGACUUCAAGGAAAAGUUGAAGGAUGGCGCGACGGCAGAUCAGCUACGUAAGAUGCGGGAAAACUUCCAAGCUGGCGGAGAGGAGCGAAUGGCGGACAUGGAAAAAGAGUGGCAUGCUCAGUGCAAGGCGAUGGCAGAAGCUGAGGAGAAGAAGAAGGAAGUUCUUCCGCAAAGCAUUGACAUUCACACCUUGAAGCACGUGCUGGAGUACGCGCAGGAGUGCAAGCGCGAAGGCAACCUCAAGUUCCAGGAGGGCCUCUACGAGGAGGCCCUGUAUAUCUACUCACAAGCCGAUGAUGCCAUGAAGAAGUGGAAGGUGGCCAAGCAUCUCAAGAACGAGGAGAAGUGGUUGAAAGACUAUCAUCUGGCUUGCCUCAAGAACAAAGCGCAAGCAGCUCUAAAGCUGGAGCUCUUUCAGACCGCGCUGGAGGCCUCCGACGCGGCGCUAAGUAUCGACACGGAGGACCACAAAGCCUGGUACAGGAAAGUGCAAGCAGAGAAGGGCCUUGGCAGAUUCAAAGAGGCAGAAGAGUCGCUAGCAAAGCUAGAGGAUGUGGCUCAGUGGUGUCCCGACAGACGGCGCAUUUUGAGAGACUGCGAGGCAGAGAGAAAGAGGAUCAAGGUGGCGCGAGUCAAGCAUCGACAAUCGACCCAAGAAAUGUUGGGUCGAGCCUUCGAGGCGGGCGUCUUCAGCAUUGACAGAGAUCGCGAGUUAGAGGAGGCUGCCAAGAAGUUGGAGGAGCCACCUGCGCAAAUGCAGGUCUCCACGGAGCAGAGGAAGAGCUUGGAGGCACAGGCGCGACCGCUAGAACGCAAGAUCCAGCUGACUGCAGCACUGGCUGGAGACUUGAUGGAUGAGCUCGCAGCAGCAUACGGUCAGAAGUGGUUCCAGGAGCGGGUGCGAAAAUGUGCUCGAGACUCCGGCUUCGAGCGGUCUGUUUUCUUGAUGCGUCUCAAGGAUGUGGCCUUUGAAGUUCAGAAGCCCGUUCUGGAGAAGUGGGGUUUUGAGGGCAACGAGCACGGCGUUCGUGAGAUGACCGCUGCUAUCCGCGAGCAUGCCGGUAGAACCGGCAAGGACAUGCCUCAAUGGCUGAAGGAGAAGCAAGACAGGUGCCUGGAGCUCUUGUAUGGUGGCCCGGAAGGUGGGAUGUUGGACAUCCUCAAGUGA